Lethenteron reissneri (Far Eastern brook lamprey) is the source of this 4595-nucleotide messenger RNA. RefSeq names its product eyes absent homolog 1-like. Gene Ontology annotation, cellular component: nucleus. Gene Ontology annotation, molecular function: protein tyrosine phosphatase activity. Gene Ontology annotation, biological process: multicellular organism development; cell differentiation; negative regulation of extrinsic apoptotic signaling pathway in absence of ligand. Lineage: Eukaryota; Metazoa; Chordata; Hyperoartia; Petromyzontiformes; Petromyzontidae. The record is from RefSeq and is a predicted model, not a curated record.
GCCUCGCACAUGCUAUAAAGCGAAGAAGGCUCGACUUGACUCCGAGUCAGAUGCCUCAGAGCCUCAAAAGGAGAGGUCUAUGGAAAUGCAGGAGAUAGCCAGCCCGCCAAGUCAUUUGAGUGGAAGCAGCGACUCUCCGGGCGGAGCGAAGAUUGGCAGCUCGACCGUUACCACGAACUCCGUCACUCCUGAUGGGACGGAAGGGGAGAACAUGACAAUGCUAAACACAGCAGACUGGGCUCUAAGCUGUAACUCGCAGGCAGUCUCUGCGAGUGCCAACCUGUCUGUUAAAACAGAACCAAUGAGCAACAGUGACAUCCCUGCUUCCACAGGAGACGCCUCGUUAGACAGCUAUUCGGGUUCAGCUAUCGCCAGCAGCGGCUACAGUCCAAGACAAACACACCAGUAUUCCCCGCAGAUUUACUCAUCAAACAGGUCAUACCCCCACAUUCUGUCAGCACCACCCGCCCAGCCCAUGGCUACCUACGCGGGGCAGCCGCAGUACCCAGCGGUGAUGGCCCAGGCCGCUCCCUACAGCACGUACACGCAGCCCGGGCAGCACUAUGGUCUGCCAGCAUCUGAUGCACUGUGGGCAGGGAUCAAGACGGAGGGCGGUUUGCUGCAGGGUCAGACGGCCGGCCAGGCGGGCUACCUCACCACAUACGGAGCUGGCUUCAGCGUGCCCCAGCCAGGACAGACGGCAUACUCGUAUCAGAUGCAAGCGGGAGGAAGCUUUACGACCGCUUCGGGGAUAUACCCUCCGAGCAAUUCCAUCACAAGUUCGGCAGGAUUCAGCAGCUCUCAACAGGAGUACUCGUCAUACGCCGGCUUCCCGCAGGGGCAGUACGCCGUCGGGCAGUACUACCCGAGCGCCGCCUACGGCACCUACAUGGCCAACAGCAGCAGCAGCCCGUCCACCCCGCCCGCCACGGCUGCCACCUAUACCCUGCAGGAGCCGGCGCCUAUCACUACCAGCCAGGCCGCGGAGUACGGCACCCUGCAGAGCCCCACGACACCCGGGAAGGAGUCCGAGGAGAGGACGCGCCGCGCUUCCGGCGGAAAAUCCAGGGGUCGCGGGAGAAGGAAUAACCCCUCUCCACCUCCCGAUGGAGACUUGGAGAGGGUUUUCAUUUGGGACUUGGAUGAAACGAUUAUCAUCUUCCACUCACUCUUGACGGGCUCAUACGCCACAAGAUACGGCAAGGACCCUCCAACGUCCGUGUCGUUAGGCCUGAGAAUGGAGGAGAUGAUUUUCAACCUCGCCGACACGCACUUAUUCUUCAACGACUUAGAGGAGUGCGACCAGGUGCACAUCGAUGAUGUGUCGUCGGACGACAAUGGUCAGGAUUUGAGCACGUACAACUUCGCCACGGACGGAUUCCACGCGUCGGCGACGAGCGCCAACCUGUGCCUGGCGACUGGCGUGCGCGGCGGCGUCGACUGGAUGAGGAAGCUCGCCUUCCGCUACCGGCGCGUCAAGGAGAUCUAUAACAGCUACAAAAACAACGUCGGAGGCCUCCUCGGGCCACCGAAGCGGGACGCCUGGCUGCAGCUGCGCGCAGAGAUCGAGGCCCUCACCGACUCCUGGCUCACGCUCGCGCUCAAGUCGCUCUCGCUCGUCCACUCCCGGUCAAACUGCAUCAACGUGUUGGUCACCACAACCCAGCUGGUGCCAGCCCUGGCCAAGGUGCUCCUCUACGGCCUGGGAAUCGUGUUCCCCAUAGAGAAUAUUUAUAGCGCAACAAAAAUAGGCAAAGAAAAUUGCUUUGAGCGAAUUAUGUCCCGGUUUGGCCGGAAGGUAGUGUAUGUGGUUGUGGGCGACGGCGUAGAGGAAGAACAGGCCUCAAAGAAGCACAACAUGCCGUUCUGGCGCAUCUCAAGCCACUCGGACCUCAUGGCCCUGCACCACGCCCUGGAGCUGGAGUACCUGUAGUGCCUGCGCUUGAGUCGCACCGCCGCCACCGCCGCCGCCACUGCUGUCGUCCCGGAGCUCAAGACGCCUGGACUCGGUGGAGCCGAGUGAAGAAGUCUCUUCUUAGCCCCAGGCCGACGGCUUGAGCAAAGCAAGACUUCGCCCGUGCCUCACUCUGCCACGGCGGGGACACGAAAAGUGAUUUCUCUUUAACAAACAAAAAAAAAUCUACAGAUAAUUUUGUUCGCCCCCGGACGAAAGGGGACCUAUGGUGGAACGGAGCUUACUUGAUGUUACCAAGGAUUUGCAUGGACCCUUUUUACGUCCAAACCGGCCUGGCAGAAAAAGGAGAAGGUGUGCAAGACUCACGGUGGACUUGGGAUGAAGCCCGGAGUGUUUCUUCAGCCACAGAUGCGGUGUUUUCUGGGGUUUUUUUAUUCAUUGUUUCAACAGUGGCUUGAUAUCUGCUCUUAAGUGCUCAAGUAACAAAAAGGCUACAUUACAAAUGACAGACACAGAUGGAGAAAUCAGAAUGUUGACAACUAUAAGAGAAAAGGGAGGGGGGCGGGGGGUGGUGGGGUGGGCUGGUGGGGUGGGAGUCUGUUAUCAAAAUGUGUUUGCGAAGAUGUAAACCGUUGUAAUGUAUUUAUUGUAAUUUUUCACCUCCCCCCCCCCCCCCCCCCGUCAUUUGCUGAAGGUACGUAAAAAAAGGAGACCGGUUCUGAGAGCAAGAUGCUCGGAUAUGUUGUAAAAAACAAACAUGCAGAUCUGCAUCGACAAUCAAAUGUACACUUCCUGCCGUCAUUUAACCCAUUGUUUAAAAGAAAGGGGGGAGAUGGAAACGAAAACGAAACAUUAAAAGGUCGUGACGUGUAAGUUGUGGGGGGGUGGGCCGUGUGUCGGCAUUGAAAAUGAUAAAUCACGUCGGCACGUGCUUCUGUCGUGCCACGUUUUUCACGAAUUACUACUAUGUCACAAUGCAUCGUGGGUAAAUAUGUAGAUACAAAUAAAAUUAACUUCCGUCCUUGUUUGACCAAAAUGCGUCACUCGAAAUCAAAGCUUCUAAUCAUGUGUGACUGUUAAUGAUGAUGGCAGACACGCGGAAUUGUCAGUAUAUAUUUUUUAAUUGUCGCCUUUCGUGUAUCUUUUACUGUAGAAAUUGGAAGCUGAUUUGUAAAUUGAUCUGUUUCGUGCAUUUAAGAGUAACGUAUUUGUUGUUUAAAAAAAAGACCUAAGGUUGAAGCAAAAAAAACGUUUUGUAAGUAAAGUAUGGAAGUAUGUGAUAUUCCCUUUGUGUGUAGAAAAUCAAUAUCAACUUGGACAGCAUCUGUCAGCAUUUAGAAUGUUCUACCUUGUUCGCUGCUGCAGCAAACUGUUUCCUAUGCAAUUCAAGCAUGACGUUUAUAGGCGUAGGGAUUUUUUUAAAAUAAUUAGACAAUAUUGACAGUGGUGCCUUUUAUUACCAAGCUGUGCGCUGUUCAGCAAUUGAGUUGAAAUCUCUAAUUGUAAGCACUCGAGACUAAAUGAACUCUCAACUGUGAUUGUGCGAUAUUUAGUUUUAAGUUCAGCAAAUGUUGUGGCUGGCAUUAAUUGAAAAGCAAAACAAAACGCCUUCUGUUUGGAAAAUUCAUUAUUUGUUGCAUUUAAGUUGUUCAACUUUUCCUGUAUCUUUCCCAGAAUGAAUUACUCUGUGUGCGUUAUUGAAAGCCGGAUAAAUGUAAAACGUCUUAACCAACAAACUUAGCCGUGUCCAGUUUGGUGAAAUGAAUGUUUGCGAAGUUCCCUUAAAUCACGGCUGCUCAACUUUUGACGUCGCUGGGGUUCGUAUUGGAAGCAGAUUAAAUAAAUAAAUAAAAUGCCUCGCAUAGCAAUUAUUUUGAGUGCGAGCUUUGCCGAAAAUGAACAUCCGCGAAUAUGAACAAAAGUGGCAUGCACGAGUACGAACUAUAUUGAACUUUACAAUUUGCAUUAAAUUUAACAAGUGCAUGAAUGUGUUGGCAGAAGGAAUUUAGCAGUGAAAGGUUACACAUUGAGCAGCCUUGCUUUAAGUGCAUUCGGGUCAUGCUGUGUACGGAAAGAGGAUCGUUUAUUGCCACCAUAUGAAUAUGAGCUCCAUUCUCACCCACGCCAAAAUGUCCCAACGUUUCGUUGUUCGCAAGGCAUUUUAUAUCGCUCUGCCGUGUAUGUCUGUGGGAAACUGGCUUCUGAUUGCAGAUUCAAAAGGGACAUGCUUUUGACUUUUCUAACAUUUGAGAGAAGUACAUUUUAAAAACAAUAACCGGGUGAUCACACGCACUAGACGACGCUUGAGCAAGCCGUCCCUGUUUUCGUGUCGGCGUGGGUUUUGUCUCCUUUUUCCGAGUCAAAACAGCCGACUGCUGCGACAUCCAGGCGAAGGGAGACAGAGGCCCCUUUUUCCUCCUGACGUUGACCUCGUAAAAGCUUUGGUUUGUGAACUGAAACAUUUCAGGGUGACGUGGUGUAGGAGUUUGCCCUCCUCCAUACACACUUCUUCGUUUAGUCACGCGGAUGAGCGAGUGGCCGUCACUGAGACCCGAGUGGGACGUGUGACGCUUGCCUUCCAUUUGUAUUAUAUAUAUUGCGUGUUCUAGUCUGGGAAAAAAUUAACAGGAGCCUUGCAAUAUGUUUAGCUAAUUUAAUAAAAAUGUUGUUUGAGAUGACA